GUGAAAAGCUAAACAAAAUCCCCCAAAAACCAGGAAAAUCGAUGAUCACAGCCAAACUGUCGAUUUUCACCAAUUUUUCCCGAUUUUAAGCUAAAAUGGGCGCCGGCUUGGUUUCCGCAUGCCUGCCGAUUUCCUACGUCUUGCUGGUCCAUUUGUUCGAUAGAAAUGGAACCGACCGAAAUGACCCGGAAAGUGUGAAGAGGAGAUUCAAAGGAGCCCUGUUGAGCAAUUUUGUCUCCAUUGUGGUCACCGCAUUCUACCUACGAGAUUAUACCGACUCUCCAAUGCUAGAAAUGGGAGUUCGAUGGGAUAACAUAGGACAAUCGAUCACAUAUCCAUUCAUUUUAAUGAAUGCAUUCUAUUUAGGACAAUUCGUUAUGAUGCAAAUCGAUCGGACACUUUGGCACUAUUUUGAUUGGUACGAGUGGAAGCUAUGUUUCAAUAGUUGGGUAUGGCGACGGGAUAUUAUUGUGGGUCCAAUAACCGAAGAAAUCGUAUUUCGAGCGUGCUCCUCAACUCUUAUGGCGCACGUCUAUGGUCCAACAAUGACAAUUUUAUUAAAUCCAAUUCCAUUUGCGGCUUCACAUUUUCAUCACAUUUGGGAUGAUCAACGACGUGGAUAUUCUCUAGCACAUUCUAUACUUCAACGGGGUUUCCAAUUCUGCUACACAUAUCUGUUUGGAGCAUUCGCCACGUGGCUCCAACUGACAACACGUCACGCAAUUGUGCCAAUAAUCGCCCACGCAUUUUGUAAUGCUCAAGGUCUGCCGCUUUGGCUCGAAAUUCCCAACUACCCGAAACGAAGAGAUCGUCUGACGCUCUACGCUGCCUAUUCUGUCGGUUUUGCCGCCUUCGUUCACCUAUUAUAUACUCGAAAUGGAAUGCCAACUCCCUAAAUUUUUUUGUUGGAAAAUUGAGAUUUUUCAAUUUUUUUUCAGUCGAAAUCCCCAUAUUUAUUACGUUUUCGCCCUCUUUUUUGCCCAAAAAAAUCCAUGAUUACCGAGUCAAUUUCUUACAUUUCAUCCGAUUUUUUCUCUAUUUUUUCCCAACCCAAAUCGAUCUUUCAGCUUUGUAAUUGUAUUUUUUCUGCUUUUUUUUUUUAUUUUUAAUAAUUUAUAAAAAUUAUUUUCAGUA
This is a messenger RNA of Caenorhabditis elegans, 1134 nucleotides long. It is a transcript of the gene fce-2, whose product is annotated as CAAX prenyl protease 2. The record is from RefSeq and is marked reviewed. The transcript is spliced from 8 exons. Gene Ontology annotation, cellular component: endoplasmic reticulum membrane; membrane. Bases 96 to 896 code for a protein of 266 amino acids. Lineage: Eukaryota; Metazoa; Nematoda; Chromadorea; Rhabditida; Rhabditidae. Gene Ontology annotation, biological process: CAAX-box protein processing; CAAX-box protein maturation. Gene Ontology annotation, molecular function: endopeptidase activity; metalloendopeptidase activity.